Rhinopithecus roxellana (golden snub-nosed monkey) is the source of this 909-nucleotide messenger RNA. RefSeq names its product collagen alpha-1(I) chain. The record is from RefSeq and is a predicted model, not a curated record. NCBI's taxonomy places the organism in Eukaryota, Metazoa, Chordata, Mammalia, Primates, Cercopithecidae.
AUGCGGGGACGGGAAAAAGCCCCCACCCAGAGUCACGGACCCCCUCGUCCGAGGGUCCGCGCAGUCCCCUCGGUGAGUCUGGCGAAGCAGUCUCGCUGGGAGGGAGGGCGGGGAGGGCGGCGGAGUCUCCCACUCGCGGUGACCCGGUCCCCGCCCCACGAGUGAGUCCUCGCAGGGCCCCCUCUGCCGCACGCGGGGACCAACCACGCCGCGGGGGGACCGGGCAGAAGCCAGCGCCCAGGUCCAUGCAGUCCCCUCCGCGCAGACGGGAGGAGCCGGGGAGCAGUGGGGACCGGCCCCCACCCGCAGGGCGACCAGGACCGCGCGGGCCCACGCGGUAUUGCAGCAGGUGCGAAGCCCCCGGUGCCACCCGAGGCCGAGACAAAGCCCAGGCGCACGACCCCGGAUCCCGACCCCGGAACCUGCGGGGCCCAGCUCGGAGCCGCCACGCCCGGGGCAGAGACCCCCGCCCGGUCCGGAGACCCCGUCGCCCGUCGCGCCGUCUCACCUCAGGCCGCCGCCUCGCAGUGCUCGUUCCUCGCCGCGGCGCCUGGGCCGACUGGAGCGCAGCUGAGCAGCCGACAGAGCCGCAGCAGCCUCAACAAUGGAGCCCCGGGGCGGGGCCGCAGCCGCCGCUUCAGCCCGUGUUCCCCGCUCAGGAUCCGGCUCGGAUCACUGAGCUGCAGCCGGCGCGCGGCUGCGACCGGGACACACACCGCGCAGGCGCACACGGCCCCGCCCGCCGCCUGCCGCCCCGCCCCCAGCGGAGCCAGGCGCCCAGGGCCCGCCCCCCGGCCAAUGGGGAGCGAGCUGCGCGGAGAGGGCGGGGCCUGGGGGAACAAAGGGAGGUUGGGCGGGGCGGCGUUGGAACUGGGCGUGCGGGGUCCCGCGGGAGGACGGUACCCAUGA